Messenger RNA from Gaeumannomyces tritici R3-111a-1, 4818 nucleotides. RefSeq lists its product as hypothetical. The transcript is spliced from 10 exons. The record is from RefSeq and is a predicted model, not a curated record. Lineage: Eukaryota; Fungi; Ascomycota; Sordariomycetes; Magnaporthales; Magnaporthaceae. The coding region runs from base 198 to 4523 and encodes 1441 amino acids. Gene Ontology annotation, molecular function: chitin binding; hydrolase activity, hydrolyzing O-glycosyl compounds. Gene Ontology annotation, biological process: carbohydrate metabolic process.
CGAAAAAACGGAAGGAAAAAAAAGGGACAAGCAAAUGACAAAAAAUGAGGGAAAGGGACUUACCACCGGUGUCCCCCUGACGCCAGAGUUUAAAAGAAUGGGAGACCGUCAGCUGCUAAUCACUGUUUGGUGUGUUUGGUCCUCACCCAUCCACCCUCCUUCACUCUUUUGCCUCUUACGAGGGACCUCCAAGCGUCAUGAUGGACCUUCGCAGACACUUGCUCCCCGUCCUGGGGCUGGCAGGUGUUCUAGUUGCAGCUCGGGACAUGUGCCCUGAGCUGUGCAGCGUCGCCGGCCCGAAUCCGUCCAACUGGACCGUCGUGGCCGAGUUUGGCCAGCUUCAGGCCUGCCGGAAGACACUGGUCCUCGACUUCGCAGUGCAUAUCCCUGUCACUGUUCAGCAGCAGAUUCGGGUGUGCGCUGUUUGGGGUGACGACUUUGGCAGCCCUGUCAGUUCCAAACCCUCAAACACUACCCACACCGACGGACUCGCCGAGGAGGUCACGCCGUCGUUCGCCUGGACGCCUGCCACAUCCGAGGACGAGAUCGGGGACAGACUUGCCCACAACACCAUCGAAACCCUGGGCAGCUACCUGCUGCGAAGCCCGUCGGCGGAAAACCGUACAAUCAUCUUUGGCACAGCAUCCGACAUAACUGUCGGUGUUUACGUCGGUGCCCACCUCCGGAAUCCUAGCGUGGCCGAGUCCUUUUUCAACUUCACUUCGAACUCCUUCCUUGCCGCCAUCCAUGCAGUCGGGAUCGCAGACUCAAAGUCGGCCCUGCUCCAGGUCUGCGAGAACCGCACUGCCGACGAGACCUUUGGCCUCAUUGCCGCUAGCAGUGCGGACUUUGCUAUAGUUCACGAUGCUGUCGCCAAGUGGAACAAUGGCUCAUGCGUCGACACUUCACCAUAUGCCGCGACUCGUCAGCUCAGCCCUGUCACUCUUUCUGUCGCUCGCCUUAGCGUUCCCCCUACUUCUUCCGCUAGGAACAGCACGCUUCACGAGACGCCAUUUCCCCGUAACUCGACCGUCUAUCCGCGGCUGAGAGCCCGAGCUGACUGUAGAAGCAUCACCGUCAGUGCUGGCAAUGGCUGCUGGGAUCUGGCCUCCCGCUGCGGCAUCUCUCAGCAGGACAUUUCUCGCUUCAAUUCUGCAUCCAACUUUUGCAGCACUCUUCAGCCUGAUCAGACGAUUUGUUGCUCCUCCGGGACCCUGCCGAAGCCGAAAGAGCCCGAAGGCAACUCUGACGGCACUUGCAUCACCGAAAAGGUUGAGGAAGGAGAUGACUGUGGUAAGCUCGUCAGCAGAUGCGGCCGUGGCCUCACACCUGCACUCUUCUACAAGUACAACGAGGGCAAAUCCAACCUGUGCGCCACGCUCCAGCCCGGGCAGCGUGUUUGUUGUACACAGGGAAAGCUCCCAGAUAUCCGGCCCAAGAAGAACUCGGACGGCACUUGCUUUGCCUACAAGAUCCAGCAAGGUGACUUUUGCGCCAAGGUGGCUGCGAACAAUGGUUUUACGGUCGAGGAGCUGGAGAAAAUAAACAAGAACACAUGGGGCUGGAACGGAUGCGAAAACGGCUUUUGGCCGGACAACUGGAUUUGCCUCAGCGAUGGAGAGCCGCCAUUUCCCGCCCCGAUCGCGAAUGCCGUCUGCGGCCCCCAGAAGUUGGGGUCGAAACCAAGCCCUGGCAUGACAUCGCGGGACUGGGCGAAGCUCAACGAGUGUCCCCUCCGGGCAUGCUGCAACGUCUGGGGACAAUGCGGCACCACCGCCGACUUCUGCAUCGACACCAACACCGGUCCACCGGGCACGGCCAAGAAGGGCAGUUUCGGGUGUAUCUCGAACUGCGGGAUGAGUCUCAUCCGUUCACCUUCUCCGCCUGCUCAGUUCAUCAAGUUGGGCUAUUUCGAGGCCUGGAGCAUGGGCCGAAAAUGUCUGCAAAUGGAUGUCCAGCAGAUUGACCCGUCAUAUACCCACAUCCACUUUGCCUUCGCUAUGCUUACCGAUAAAUUCGACGUGUACUUCGAAGACAAGCGCUCACAAUUCCAGUUCGAGCGCUUCAAGUCCAUGAGAGGCCCCAAGCGUAUCAUUUCGUUUGGCGGUUGGGAGUUCUCGGCGGAAGCUCCCAACUACCGCAUCUUUCGCGAAGGAGUCAAGUCCGCUGAGGCUCGUGACAAGCUGGCCAACAACCUCGUCAAGUUUGUUGUUGACAAUGACUUGGAUGGCCUUGACAUUGACUGGGAGUAUCCUGCUGCCCCGAACUUGGGCGAGGGAGUACCGAAAGGAGACGAUUCGGAGUCCCUCAACUACUUGCUACUGCUCGCCAACAUCCGGAAAAGGCUACCAAUGACCAAAUCACUAUCCAUCGCCGCCCCCGCCUCCUACUGGUAUCUCAAACAGUUUCUGAUCAGGGAAAUGUCAUUCCUCCUCGACUACAUCGUUUACAUGACCUACGACCUCCACGGACAGUGGGACGCUGGUAACCAAUGGGCAACACCGGGCUGCCCUACCGGCAACUGCCUUCGAAGCCACGUUAACCGCACCCUUACCAUGAACGCGCUGACCAUGAUUACCAAAGCUGGUGUGCCAUCCAACAAGAUCCUAGUGGGAGUCAGCAGCUACGGACGCAGUUUCAGAAUGGCAGACCCUGGUUGCGCCGGGCCCGACUGCUUUUACCUCGGAAACAGACGCAACUCCGAGGCUCGACAGGGCCGAUGCACCGGCACGGCUGGUUACAUCAGCAAUGCCGAGAUGAGCGAGAUUGGAAGCGCGAAGCUCUCAUACGACAGAGACAGCGACUCCAACAUCCUUCAAGACGGCGAUCUUUGGGUAGGGUACAUGGAUGAUAAGGUCAAAGCCGAACGCACACGGAUCUACAAGGCCUACAACUUUGGUGGGACCAUUGACUGGGCCGUUGACCUUCAGGAGUUCCAUCCCAGCCCGCCCAGCUACAGCGGCGUCUUCAAGGAGACAGCCUUGACUUGGGCCCAAGUUGUCGAUAAUGUCAACAGGGGAGACCAUGCUGGCUGCAACAGGGCGGUGAGGACCGGCAGUUGGCUUGGAAAACAGUGCAGCAAACAUCCUACGGACAACACCAAUCACCCAGUAUCGGACUGGCAAAAUAUUUUGCCGGCGGAUAGAUGGGACCAGAUGGACUGCGGAUCGGCCUGGAAGGAUGCAAUUCUUGCCGCCGAUACGUGCUAUGAAGGCCAAGUCUGGACUCUCGCGAUAGCCUCGUUUUUCCAUUUCAACCGGGGCGACAAAUGUAACGAUAUGGCACCAGCCAAUGAUUGUAUUGUAGCGGCAUGUGAAACGUACAACUCUGAUAAAACACAUGUGGACCACCAAACCGGAGCCUGCGGAUACGAAAUCUGGAACUCAAUCGUGCAGGUUCACUCGCUCCUUCGAAACUUUCACGCGGCUAUCAAGUCGGCUGCUGAGAAUCUUUCCAGAGAUUACAAUAAGGAAGCGUUUAUUGCCGCAUUUGCUCCAAAAAGGGCAGAUGGCUCGGAGCUUGUCGGCCUUUUGCUAGAUAUGCUACAGAUUCCGAUGGGCAUGGCCGGGGGCAAACUAUUGUCAUCUGCAUUCCUGAACAGCCGCGUCUUUGGCGGUAGCACUUCAGGAGGGGGAGGCCUGCUGCAGGAUGUGGUAGGCGCACUCGCCGGCCUGGGCUGGGAUCAAGCCAAGUCUCAAAUUAAGGACGCAACUGGCAAGAGCAAGGAAGUAACAUUCAGCUCGGUUUUCGAUCUAAUGAUCAAAAGUUGGACAGACCAAAUGGACCACAUGGUGAAGACGUUGUUCAAUGGGGAGCCUAAAAACGUUGAGCUAUUGGGGAAACUCAUCGACAAGGGCAGAAUGAUUAAAGGCAAAAACCUUGGCACAGAGACCUUGUCCAAGUCUUUCCAGGACCAGACUGAUCAGUGGGUCCUCGAGAAGCGGCUAGAGCGGCCCUUCUAUCUGGCUGCCAUUCCGGCGGCCUGGAAGGCUAACGGCAUGAACCCCGUCCUGGUCGACUUCGGCCCCAGCUGCGAGAUCGAGGCGUCGAGGUAUUACGCCGUGGACUGGCGGAAGUACAACCCAGGCUGGCGGUGUCCUGCAGGGCGCUCCUACCACCUCGCCUCUGUACGCGAUGGGCCUCCGCAAGUUUGUGGGGCGCCGUACCCGGGCAACUCGUGCCCCCCCGUGCUGCAGUGGACCCUCGACAUGUUGGACGGCAUCGAGGAGCUUCCUGACGAGCACGAGCGGGAAUCCUGGGGUGGCGUAACUGUAACAAUGCUGAUUGAGGGAGCGGUCGCGACCUUCGAGGCGAAUGGCGGCAAGAACAUCAUGGAUGCGGAGAAGCAGCCGCUGCAGGACCCCGUUUACGAUGCAGAGCAGGCGGCAAAGGGCGACGGCGUGGACACGAAGCGACCCGGAUUCGUCCGCAUCCCGAUCUGCGGGCCGGACGAGAUCAAGCGGAACCUCGACAAGGGCAAGGGCCGCCACCUGAAACCGGAGAAUUACCCUUGCGACCCGUGAGCUGGAGGCAAGGCCGCGACGGCGCAUGAGAGACGAGAUUUGCCCACAGGCAAGAUAGAUGUAACCUCUCCUUUGUGCUCACGGAUGCCUAUCUGGUUUUUCAUUUGCGCUGCCUGGACCAAUUAUCCGCUCGCUCGAUGUUCCGAGAUAAGCGCGCAGAAAGGAGGUUGCGGCUGGCACUGGUCGCCAACUUGGGUCGUGUCUAGAAUUUCACUUUGUUUCAAUCAGCCUGCCAGUGAAUGGCGACGACCCAGCAAAGCGGUAGCCACAAAGCUUGAUAAAUUAUUUAUCCCCG